ACAUUCAACUUUUUUAUAGGCGUAUCAGGUUCCCCUUGUUUUAAACGGUAGAUAAGCCAGAUUUUUACUUUGCUUACUUCAUUGCCCCCAUAGAGGUCUGUGAUUGCAACGCUGUGAAUGGGAACAGCUGAAAGGGGUAUGGCGAUGGAACGACAGGGUUGCUGUGCUAUCCUAAACACAAAACGCGUUACAGUAAUAAUCUGUGUAUUAAUUCUUUUAACACUGGCCAUUGCUGGUUUCGCCGUGUUAAUUAGGACUACAGAAACUGGAGGAAGCCUUAAAUAUGUCUUUAUUACAAGAUGUAAAGAAUAUUUGGAAACGCAUGACGAAGUUAGAGUGGGUAUUGACUGCAAUGAAGUUUGGGAUGCAUUCCAGAGUUCAUUUGUAGCCAAAGACCCAUGUAAGAUCUCAGUAGAGGCUUAUGAUGGUCUCAUGAACACAGCAAAACAAAAGGUACCCUGCAAUGAGAUGGUGUUCUGGAGCAAAACCAAGCAGAUGGCUCACAAGUUCACACAAGCUAAAAAAUGCUUUAUGACUCUUGAAGACACCUUACUUGGGUUUAUUAUGGAUGGACUGACUUGGUGUGGCAGUCAAGAUGGCAAUGAUACAUACACUUCUGGUUGUCCAAACUGGAAUACAUGUGAACAAAAUCCUGUCAGAUCAUUUUGGAGCAGAGCUUCAGCACACUUUGCAGAGUCGGCAUGUGGCAAUGUCACAGCAAUGCUGAACGGCUCUAUCGAUAAACCUUUUAGUGCAAAAAGUAUAUUUGGCAGCGUCGAAAUCAAGAAGUUUAACCCAAUGAAAAUUAAUUACGUGAAUGUUGUACUGAUUGGCAGGGAAAAUUACCCGAUGUCCUGUAAGAAUGAUUCUUUACAAGAAUUAGAAAAGACUUUGAUCCCUAAAUUCAAAUAUACCUGUACAACAGUUCUGUUGUCAACAAUCCUGAAGUGUUUGGAAGAUCCCCAGAAACCAUGUGGUCCUUGCUGGGAUUAAAACAUUUGCAGUCAAAAAUGUGAAUAUUCAGAGACUCAUCUGGUAAAGUCUUUUAAGUGGCCUUACAACCCACAGAUGGGUGGUUCAAAUCUAGACUGCGCCAGAAGUGCCAGUUUCAUUUCAGCUAGUUGGAAACCUGCGAAUGUGAAUGUUGCGAAUAAAAAGCAACUUAUUUUCAUCUGCUGUGCUUACACACAACCCAUUUCAAGCAGUUCUUCUCACAAGACAAUUUUAUACACGAUUUCUGUACAUGAUAAGUGGGCUCUUGGAUGGAAUUUUGUCAGCAUAAAACAAAGUCAGAAAUACUGACCUUGUAGGACUAGGGCUUCUCUUUCUCUUACUUUACGAUUUACAUUUGCUUAUAUUGUUUAUUCCCCUGUACAAUUCUGACUUUACAUUACAUUUUAAGUUACAUUUAAGCCAAUUCAAUUAUAAAAAGUAUUAAAUCAUUUAUCAUAAAGUAUGACGUAUAUACUGUAUAUAACAUCAGUAUUGAUUUCUUAAUACUGUACAUAUCAAGGGUUAUAAUUAAUGAUUUUAUCACAACUGUUUUCUUAGAGGGUUUUUUAGACUGGUAUAGAUUUUUUUUAAUAUAUAUUUGACAUAAAAAUGGACAAAUGGUAGAAUUAUUUUUCCACUCUUUUUAUACUGUUCUUUGCCCUUUGUGCACUAAAAGAACAUUUAGUAUACGUUAGGGCAUCUCUGGAGAAUAACCAGAAGUAUUAGUGAUCCCAUUUUAUAAAUUUUGAAUGACUGUUGCACACAAACAGUGGAAUUUGAUUGCAAUAUCCACAGGUUUCCUUGCAGUUAUGAAUUCAAGAAAUAACUUCCUUCUUCAUGAUUUACAGAUAACUGAUUUCAAACAACAUGACAUUUUUUGCCUGUUUGAUUUUGGGGUAAAUGGUCUUUGCUCAUUUAUAUUUUUUGAAGUAGAAGUGGAGGACAAAGCUGGUAUUUUUGACAAAUAAAUGAUCAAAAGACAAA
Lepisosteus oculatus (spotted gar) is the source of this 1977-nucleotide messenger RNA. RefSeq names its product ADP-ribosyl cyclase/cyclic ADP-ribose hydrolase 1-like. Gene Ontology annotation, cellular component: plasma membrane. The record is from RefSeq and is a predicted model, not a curated record. Lineage: Eukaryota; Metazoa; Chordata; Actinopteri; Semionotiformes; Lepisosteidae. Gene Ontology annotation, biological process: positive regulation of B cell proliferation. Gene Ontology annotation, molecular function: phosphorus-oxygen lyase activity; NAD+ nucleosidase activity.